UAAUAUACUAAUUAAGUACCUACCAAAAAUUAUUUUGUUACUUUUUAUAGUUACACAUCAUUUCAAUCUUAUUCCCCACAUUUUAUAAAGUAAAAUAAAUUAAAUUCAAAAUCCCAAAUUGACAAUCGGAUCGAAAACUCCGGCAACUCAAUCAGCUCCGAUCAGUCGAACUCCGACAUCAAUCCGCCAGCGAAGAGUAUUGCUCCGUCGUAGUCGCCGCCGUAGAAGCAAUGAAUAGCCGGAAUUCAACCAACCGGCUAUCGCCCACCUCCAAUUUCGGAUCUCGAAUUUCAUUUUUAAUGCUCUCUAUGUUCUCUACAAUGGCUGCUCUUUAUGUCGCCGGCAGGUUGUGGCUGGACUCGGAGAAUAGGGUAUAUCUAAUUCAAGAGCUUGAUAGGAGAACGGGACAGGGCCGUUCGGCUAUAUCAGUAGAUGAUACACUGAAGAUCAUAACCUGCAGGGAACAACAGAAGAGGCUAGCUGCACUCCAGAUGGAACUGGGCAAAGCCAGUCAGGAAGGUUUUGUGUCAAAGCAUCUACUGGGUAACAAUGAGAAAGAUUCAAAGAAAAAGCUUCUAGCUGUUGUAGGUGUCUCUACAAAUUUUGGCAACAAGAAAAACAGAGAUGCGAUUCGCAAAGCAUGGAUGCCCACUGGUACUGCUCUUAAAAAGUUAGAGGAGAAAGGUAUCGUAAUUCGAUUCGUAAUAGGGAGAAGUUCAAAUCGCGGAGACAGUUCAGAUAGAGCCAUUGAUGAUGAGAGCAGACAUUCGAAUGACUUCAUCAUUCUUAAUGAUCAUGUGGAGUCCUCUCAAGAGCAAUCAAAGAAGACAAAGUUAUUUUUUGCUCAUGCUGUUGAUCAUUGGGAUGCUGAAUUUUAUGCCAAGGUCAACGACAAUGUCUAUAUUAAUUUAGAUGCUGUUGGAGCUGUACUUGCCAGCUAUUUGGAUAAGCCACGUGUGUACAUAGGGUGUAUGAAAUCUGGCGAAGUUUUUUCGCAGCCGGGACAGAAAUGGUAUGAGCCAGAGUGGUGGAAAUUUGGGGAUAAAAAAUCAUACUUCAGACAUGCUUCCGGUGAAAUAUUUGCCAUAUCGAAGGCCUUGGCUCAAUUUAUUUCUAUCAACAGAUCAAUACUUCGCACAUAUGCUCAUGAUGAUGUGAGUGCUGGAUCCUGGUUCAUCGGCCUUGAUGUGAAGCAUGUUGAUGAAGGGAAGUUCUGCUGCUCUUCCUGGUCUUCAGGGUCUGUAUGCGCAACAGCUUGAUUGGGAUCGCCUUUUUUUGUACAUAUGGAGAAUCAGUCACUGGAGAUAAUUCAAUUUGUGAAGACCAUAUCAUUUUUGCUGCAAUUUGCUUUGGUGCCUUGGACAAAGUUGAUUGAAGUUUUCGAUUCCAAUAGUGAAGAGCACACCUUACUUCUGGACUCCACCGUGCCCCGAGGAAUGUAUACAGGGUUCUUGAAGGUGUAGGCACCAUAGAAAAGUUCUUUGUACAAUGAUGUAUUCAUAGAGUGCACAUUGUCCAUUAUUUAAUCAUGUACUGUCGAUUUUAUUUUUCUAAAGAUACAGAGUUCAUUGAACUAAGUUGGGAUGUAGAAUCACUUAAGUUUGCUUGCAUAGCAAUUUUAAAUAUGACAUAUCACCUCAUUUACAAGCUUAAAUGGUUACCCCCAUGUGACCAGGAAGUCAGGGGUUCAAGCCUUGGAAACAACUUUAGCCAUGGAAACAACUUUUGAUAGUCAGACCCUUCUCCAAAUCCUGCGCAUAGUGGGAGUUUUGUCCCUUUUCCUUGAGGAAGCAGAUGCAUACUACGUACUAGAAGAUGGUUAAAAGGUGACAAAUGCUGCACCAACAGUGUUCAAGUAGCACUGCCUAACUAAUACAAAGAGUCAGAGACUAUAGCUAACGAGCAACUAUCAACUUUUCCAUAUUUUACUCCCCAUUCCACUAGCCCAAGCUAACUAGGAUAAGAAAUUAAUGGCUGCAAACAUUAGGUUUAAGACUUCCUCUAAAGUGUACUUCCUAAACAAUUAGUGUCACACAAGUAGCAGUCGACAUGGUGAAUUUGUUCAAGACUAUGUACUAUUUCUUUACUGCCAUAUAUAGUAAACGGGUCUGCCCAUUGCCAUUCAGAAUACUCAGCAGUGACAACCUUCGCUUUGCAAUGUGUUACAACCCAGCCAAGUUCUGCUUUUUCUUAUCCCUUGCCACUGGAGUAACCUUUCUCAUAUAGCUGCUGCAACAUCACACUUAAGAAUAAAGUAUAUACAAAUGGGAUAUGCUCAGUAAUUAUUCUCCCUAUGUAUACUACAUACCAGAAGAUGGCUAAAAGGUGACGAAUGAUGUACCAAAGAGUGUUCAACAAAGUGCAGACAAAUGCUCCUUUAAACAGGAGAGAUCCUUGGAAUAGGGCAUUGGAUGGGCCUCAGAGCCAUCGAGGAGUGGCAAGCAUCCACCACGGUGAGUGAGCUAAGAUCAUUUUAAGGAUUCAUUUUCUAUUACCAAAUAUUCAUUGUAAGUUACUUGAAGAGAGUGAAAUUGUUCGAGCUAAAGCGAAGAGGAAAACAGGUUCAGAGAUGCUCUCGCUAACGCCCUUGACCCUACUAUGGGAUGUAGACACCUAAUUUUGUUUCUUCCAAAUCCAAUUUUAUUCAUUUUUAGCUCACAUUACCAUAUACUCUCAUUCAUGUGAUUCUUAAUAAAAUCCCUAAUAAAUUUUAUAUUAUUUUAAUUAUUCUAACCACUCCCCCAUAUCAAUUUUGGAAAACUCAUCACCACUCCACACCCCUAUACCCUUCCCCACCACGUCACAUCUUUCUUUGCCUCACCCAAAUGAUAUACACAAAUAGAGGGACCCACAGGGAACAUCAUCCACAGAAGACAGUAUAUACAAUAUUCACCAUCACAGAAAAGGGGGAAAUACGCAAAAAUGGAGUCAUACGCAUAAAAGGAGCAGGGACUCCAUUUUUUUUCUUGGGGCUUCUUCUCCAGACGAUACACACACAGAAAUCAAUGUUCUCACAGUACACUAAAUCGCACUCACACACGCACACAAUGAGAGUAAAUCGAAUGUGAAAUUAAAAAAUGGGAGGGAGCUGAUCGGAGAAUUGAAAAACACCGACGGAAAUUGAGAGUUGAUCGGAGAUUGAGAGAGGGAUUAACGCAGCAACAUGAGAGAGAGAGUAAAAUCGUGAGGUUCAAAAAUAGAAACAGUAAGAGAUUGAGGAAGGUGUGCAGGAUCCGGCCGGCAUAGAAGCGUCGCCGGGAUUCGUUACCGCACGUCGGUUAAACCAUCACUGACCCGAAAAUCAUCCUUCUCGCCAUUAAAAGUCAGAACCAGUAACUGAAAUUAGCUGAAAUCGACAUUUGGUGUGAUUUUCCGUUGAGAUUCGGGUUGACUCCGGUGGGAUUUCGAUACAGUUCUUUUCUAGGUUCUUUUUAUAAUUUCUGUCUCGGUUGAGUUAAUAUUCUUCUUCAAUUCUCUUUGGGGGUCGAUUCUGGAUUCAAAUUUGUUCGGAGAAUUUGCGAUAUCAAGUUGGAUCUUUGUCAUGAUUGAGGUACGGUUCGAGGCUAUCGGGAGUGGAUUUCUUUAUUCUAUCAAGCAAUAUUCUUUGAAAGUUGCGAAGUGAGGUCCAUUUCUCAUCUCCUUUCUUUUGGGUAAUUUUAAGUUUAUGUUUUGUGUGGCGAAUUGAUAAUGUGUGAAUCUGUUAUUGUUUGAUUUCGUGAUGUUUGAAUUAUGAAUAUUUGUUGAUGUUGAAUUCGGAUUAUGAAAGUGAAUUGAUAAUCGAAGCAUGUGUUAA
Messenger RNA from Capsicum annuum, 3793 nucleotides. RefSeq names its product hydroxyproline O-galactosyltransferase HPGT1. The record is from RefSeq and is a predicted model, not a curated record. Bases 231 to 1259 code for a protein of 342 amino acids. Gene Ontology annotation, molecular function: hexosyltransferase activity. The transcript is spliced from 12 exons. NCBI's taxonomy places the organism in Eukaryota, Viridiplantae, Streptophyta, Magnoliopsida, Solanales, Solanaceae. Gene Ontology annotation, cellular component: Golgi membrane.